AUGGAGCGGAACAGUGCGGUGCCAAAGAGUCUGUUUCCCAAAGGACCUAGUUUCACUUUGGACAACUUCUCCAACAAGGACUUUAUCGUUCGCGACUUUGUCGACAGUCUAGCAGAAAGCGCUGUUCCCGCCAAUCGCCGUUCAGGCCCAGCCGCGGCCGCAUUCGACCCAAAGCCCUUGAUUCGAACAUUUGAAAAUGCCUUGUCGCAGCUAGCUUUGCUUGGCGACGAGCUCCAAGAGAAGGAGUCCGAAAUCCUGUCCCAAGUGCGUCGCGCCGAGAUCCAGCAUGAUCAAACACUCGAUACCCUUGGUCGUACACUCGACCAAACCAUGACCUCCUUCGAAGCACUUGAUGGAUCACUCGGUCAGAACAGCGCCAGCAAUGCUCCAGAAACUAGCGGCCGGUCCGACGGUGGAGGAAACGUGGCUGUUCAAAUCGGAGAAAAGCUGGAGGAGCUUGAUCGCAAGCGACGCCGAGCCCAGGAUGCCAUGUUUUUGAUUCAGUGCUGGACAGAGCUGAGCGAAUCUGGAGUCUUGUCCUUCUUGGAAGAUAUUAGACUUCAGGGAGGAUCCGAGAACAAGAUUAGAUGCGCAGUCAUUGCACGCCAAUUGAUGAGAAUGAGCCAGCAGCUUGACCCGGCGUCUUGGGGGACUUCUACUAGUCAGCGCAAUAGCUCUACAGUGAGUGGUCAAAAUGGGGACGCCAAAUCACACAACACGCGCGAGAUUCUCGAAAAGUUUUGCGAAUCCUUGGAGCAGGACCUGCUGGAACAGUUCAACAAUAGCUACCGACAUCAAAACUUUGAUGACAUGAUGGAGUGCUCCAAAGUCUUGCAUGACUUUAACGGUGGUGCCAGCGUUAUUGCCAUCUUUGUCAAUCAACAUCAGUUCUUUAUAGACCGGGAUCAGUUGAACGACGAGGCCAUUGCCGACGGGGAGACGUGGGAAAUUCUGGCGGAUCCAGAUUCAGACCCGCCUGGCGUCGAUCCAGGGCUGCAAUCUCUCGUUGAUGAGGUCAAGAUUGUCAUGCAAGAAGAGUCUUUUAUCAUUAAGCGGGCAUUUCCAUAUUACGAGACGGUUCUCAUCAAGUUUAUCCAACGAGUAUUCCAGCAGUCUAUUCAGCAGAGACUGGAAAAGGUGCUCGACAAAGCCGAGACGGUGUCUACUCUUGCCUUUUUGAGAUCAUUACAUUCUUCAAGAAGUUACAUUAGCUCUCUGGUGGAGGACUUGAAAACGCACGGUCUUACAGAACACCCCGAUGCCUGCUCGGGACAGAUCUCGCAGACGCUAGACCAACAGAUGGACGAGCUGUUUAUUCCAUAUCUCGUGGGAAGCUCUUAUAUCGAGCGAGAGCGCAAGUCGCUCGAGGAAAUGUACAGCUCCCUGCUGUUCAAGUUCACAAUGUAUCAUUCACGGAGAAAAAAAGCACCGCAGGGGUUCAUGGCCUCAUUAGCCCAACAGGGCACCCAAUUCAUCGCCUCGGCCAAGGACGCGUACCUGGACAGACUGGACUCUUCAGAUCUCACGCCGACACAGAAGCGAAUCAUGUUGCGAGUCGCCGGUAUUAAGGAUAAAGACAACAAGAACGAGAUUGAGCUCUCGGAUGAAGACGGUGCCCUGAGCGUCACCAACGCAAAGCGCAUGCUUAAGUGGCUUGCGGAAAGCGUCCAACGAACCCUGGAGCUGGGCUCCCAAGCCGAGACACCAAGGGACGUCAACACCCUUCUCCAGCUCUUGCUCACCAACAUGGGCCAAUUGUAUGUGCAGACUGCUCUCGAAGCCGCUCACCUCCAGGCCACGUUGGUGGAAAACUCCAAGACGGAACCCGACCUGUCGUUUUUGCCCACGAUCCGACCCGCGGUGACCAUAUCCGCCAUUAUGGACAGAUUCAUCACCAUUGUCCUAAUCCGCCUAGCGGAAUCCAACACCACCGUCAGAAAGAGCAUGGAAGCCCAGCGCAACAUGGCCAUCGACGCCAUCGAAAAGAAGACCAACGCCGUCAUGAAAAUAUCCAUCGACGUCAUCACCAACUGGGUCACCAAAUCGCUCGGCUCCCAAAAGAAGACCGACUUUCGCCCCAAGGGCGCCGAGCUCGAAUUCCUCCAAACACCCACGUGUCUCAACAUUUGCAAAUUCCUCGGCCGCUCCGCCAAGGAGGCGAACCUCGCCAUCGACGGGCUCAACGCCGAGAAAUUCUACAGCGAGCUCGCGCUCUCGAUUCACGAACUCCUCUUUGACCACUUCAAGAAGUUUCAGGUCAAUGCGACGGGGGGGCUGAUGGUCACGCAGGAUAUUGCAAAGUAUGUGUCUGUGAUGCGGGACUGGCCGCUUGCCAGGGACGUUUCGGUCAUGGUUGAACUUCUUACGGAGAUUGGGUCGCUGUUCAUCGUGGGUCCGGAGGCGCUGUGGGAGAAGGUCAGGACGUUGGCGCCGGGGCAGAGUGGUGGGAGGGGGAAGUUGUUUAAGGGGGAUUUCAGGGCGUUUGUUCAGAGGAGAGAUGAUUCGGGGUCGGUGGGCAUACAGAGUAUUUUGGCGGGGUUGUGA
Messenger RNA from Pochonia chlamydosporia 170, 2544 nucleotides. RefSeq names its product exocyst complex component Sec10. The coding region runs from base 1 to 2544 and encodes 847 amino acids. Gene Ontology annotation, biological process: Golgi to plasma membrane transport; exocytosis. Gene Ontology annotation, cellular component: exocyst; cytoplasm. The record is from RefSeq and is a predicted model, not a curated record. The transcript has 2 exons. Lineage: Eukaryota; Fungi; Ascomycota; Sordariomycetes; Hypocreales; Clavicipitaceae.